Molecule: messenger RNA, 1147 nt
Organism: Trichosurus vulpecula (common brushtail)
Lineage: Eukaryota; Metazoa; Chordata; Mammalia; Diprotodontia; Phalangeridae
Product: 2'-5'-oligoadenylate synthase 1-like
Exons: 7
Coding region: 14-1147 (377 amino acids)
Biological process (GO): defense response to virus; regulation of ribonuclease activity; negative regulation of viral genome replication
Cellular component (GO): nucleoplasm; cytosol; membrane
Molecular function (GO): 2'-5'-oligoadenylate synthetase activity; double-stranded RNA binding
Source: RefSeq, a predicted model, not a curated record
GGCUGGGGACACCAUGAGUCUCUGGGACACUCGUGCCAGGGACCUGGACAGGUACAUUGAGGAGCAUCUCUUGCCUGAUACCACUUUCCGGACAGAGGUGCGAAGUGCCAUUGACAAGAUCUGCUCCUUCCUAAAGAACUGGUGUUUCCGAGACAGGUGGAGGUCAGUUCGGGUGACCAAGGUUGUGAAGGGAGGCUCAUCUGGCAAAGGCACAGCCCUGAGAGGCUGCUCCGACGCGGACCUGGUAAUAUUUCUCAGUGACUUCAAAAGCUAUCAGGACCAGAUAAACCGCCGAGGAGAGUUCCUCUGGGAAAUCCAGAAACGUUUGGAAGAAUGUGAGCGUGACCAAGAUAGAAUGUUUAAAGUAAAAAUUGAAGUCAACAGGUGGGAUAACCCUCGAGUGCUCAGCUUCAGGAUGAAGUCGAAAAAGAGCAGUCACUGGGUGGACUUUGAUGUGCUUCCAGCCUUGGAUGUUCUAGGACACGUGACCCAAGGCUUCAAACCUGAUCCCCAGGUCUACAUUGAACUUAUAAGGAAAUGCUGGAAUGGGGGAGAAUUCUCCACCUGCUUCACAGAGCUCCAGAAGUUCUUCCUCAAACAGCACUGCACCAAGCUCAAAAGUCUCAUCCGAUUGGUGAAACACUGGUACAAAAUGUGCAAGAACAAAAUGGAUGAUCUCCCCCCUCAGUAUGCCUUAGAGCUCCUGACUGUCUAUGCCUGGGAGCAUGGGAGCAAGGAAACUGAUUUCAGUACAGCUCAGGGCUUCCAGACAGUCCUGUACUUGAUCCAGAAUUACCAAAAGCUCAUGGUCUACUGGACCAUCAACUAUGACUUUAAGAAUGUGACCAUUGGAGAGUACUUGAAAUCACAGCUGAAAAAACCCAGGCCAGUGAUCCUGGACCCAGCUGACCCAACUGGUGAUGUAGGGGGUGGAAGUCGAUGGCGCUGGGACAUGCUGGCACAAGAAGCUUACCGAUGGUCAUCUGCCCCAUGUCUUCGAAACUGGUAUGGGAGCUGUGUGCAGCCAUGGAAGGUGCCGGUGGAGCAGACCUUGAAAGGAAGCAAGGGCUUUCCCCCACGCUCAGAAGGCUUCUCCAUUUGCGACUGUUUUUGUUGCUGUUUUUGUUGUGUUCUUUUUUGGAUUUAG